Messenger RNA from Pseudogymnoascus verrucosus, 1115 nucleotides. RefSeq lists its product as uncharacterized. Lineage: Eukaryota; Fungi; Ascomycota; Leotiomycetes; Thelebolales; Thelebolaceae. The transcript is spliced from 3 exons. The record is from RefSeq and is a predicted model, not a curated record. The coding region runs from base 179 to 994 and encodes 271 amino acids.
UAAGAAAAAGGAUGAACUAGAGGGGUAGCAAUAGAGCCCUGCCCCUGGUACCGUUAUUGAGAUAUUUUAUCAUCUGAACUUUCUGUCCCUAUCUCUAUCUGAAUAGAAGUCAGAAAUAUUUCAAGAACAUUAGCCCCAAACAGUCUACAGUCGAGCACUAGACACGAACCGCUUCACCAUGUACAAGCAAACAAAGGAGAAUACAAUUAGGGUUUACAAAAAUCGAGCACAAUAUGACUUUCAAACAAUUCACUCGAUCCUCGCUUCCACCUUUGUUGCGACGGUAUCCUUUGUUGUAUACGAUGACGGCGACGAUGAACCACAUCCAUUCAGUCUUCCAAUGACUGCGGUCGCUGGACGCUACAAUCCCAAUAGUCAGAAAUUGCCAGAGGAUGAUGGGGACGACGAAACGUAUGUGCAAAAUCAUGAGGCAUAUGACCAGCCUCUCGAUAUAUACUUGCAUGGCAAUGCAGCCAUGGUCUUGAACAAGGUGGCCACUAGUCAGGGUUCCGUGCGUAUAUGCAUCACUGCAACCAAAGUAGAUGGAGUAGUAUUGCACUUUGCACCAAAUGGUCACUCUCUAAAUUAUCGAUCCUGCGUCAUCCAUGGGGAUGCUACAAAGGUGACUGAUCCUGAGGAGAAGUAUCAUGCUAUGCACCUCUUGACAAACCACAUGUGUCGGCGCCGUUGGUCCUCGGUGAAUCCCAUCGCUCCAAGAGCGAUGUCUUCGGUGCAGGUAUUGAAAGUCAGCAUUCGAAGUGCGUCGGCCAAGGCUCGGGCGACAAAUAUCAAUGGCUUGGAGAGGGAAGGCUUUGGAGAAAGAGAUGAUGUAUAUACGGGAGUCGUUCCGCUGUACGAGGUGCUUGGUGAACCCGUACAUAGCGGCUAUCACCCAGAUCGGCCGGUUCAACCUGAGAUGCAGCAGUGGAUCGAUACAAGGAACCGGAGCGAACGAGAUUAUGCGGAAAAGGUUGCUCAGAUACCAUCGUCUUAACGUAGGAACAAUAACUUAAGUCGUCUUGUACUGGCGGUAAUGGCGUACUGGCGGUAGUGGGGUUGGCAGCCCAUCGACAACACCACAAAAUCAAUUAUUUAAGCUCUAAUACUCGACUACA